Messenger RNA from Phytomonas sp. EM1, 2925 nucleotides. NCBI's taxonomy places the organism in Eukaryota, Euglenozoa, Kinetoplastea, Trypanosomatida, Trypanosomatidae. The record is from the annotation of a GenBank genome assembly.
AUGACAACAAUACAGAUCGAUGACUUGGAUAUCGAAUUUCCGUUCGAGGGGUACCCCUCUCAAGUGGAGUACAUGCGUAGUGUGGUGAAGGCGCUUCAAGCGGGGUCCAACGCCCUGCUAGAAUCCCCGACCGGAACAGGCAAAACCCUCUGCUUGCUAUGUGCCUCGCUUGCCUGGUUACUCCGACAGAAAAAACCGCAAACUAAAUUUGUCAGUUCCAUGCGAAAUCGCAUUCAACCCCCGCAGGAUCUCGGUUUGCCGAAGAGUCUUUCACGACAUAAGAUUGUCUACUGCAGCCGAACUCACGCACAGCUCGCGCAGGUGAUACGGGAGUUAAAGCGCACCCGAUACGCGCGCGAGAUUCGCAUGGCUUUGUUAGGCUCACGAGAGCAUAUGUGCGUGAACUCUGAGGUCACCCGCCUGCCCUCCGCCCAGGCGCAGCAGAGCAUGUGCAACCAUCUUCGUGGAAACAAGGCUUGCCGCUUUUUUAGAGGGUUACAAGCGAAGAAUUUCGAAGCCUUUCUCUCCGAGGCGGAUGCGGUGUGCGACCUGGAGGAUCUCGCCGUGGAAGGGAAAAGGAGUGUGUUCUGCCCUUAUUAUCUCGAGCGGGAUGAGUCCAAGGACGCGGAUAUCGUGUUUAUGCCCUACAACUACAUUCUGGAUCCGCUUUUGCGAAAGCAAUUGCCCUUCGACGCGCAAGGGGCCGUUCUGAUCGUGGAUGAGGCGCAUAAUCUCCCCUCCGUGCUGAGCACCGCGGGGUGUUUGAACCUUCCCCCGACGGAUUUAGCGCACGCGAUCCACGAGUGCACCCGCGCCGUCGCGAUGCAGCGAAUUGUGAUGGAAAAGGAAGAAGGGGAGGUCGACGUCGGGGCCGAGGCGAUGCGGGAGCAGGAGUUCGCCGCGCUGAAAAUUCUGCUCUGCCAACUCGAGACCACCCUCGCGGCGGAGCCGAUGGGCGGCGGCGUCGGUUCCACUUCUCACGCCUCCCCCACACGAGGGGGACCUUCCUCGCCUUCUUCUGCUUCUUCGCCUCUGGUGGAGGCCUCGGAGUUUGUUCGACCUGGGGCCGCGAUCGUCGAAUUUCUCGCGAAGGCGUUGAUCACGGAGGAGACUUUCCGCGGGAAACCCGGGGUCGCGGGCGUCAGCGAUGCCAUCUCCACCGCGAUCACGCUCCUGUCGAAGAGCGACAAACCCGCCUCGGGGUUGCCACGGGUGCAGCACUUCUUGGAGACGAUCUUCGCCUCCGACCACGGCGAGUCGACGCGGUUUGUGAUUCAACCCGAGACGCGCGAGGCCUCGUCGCGUCGCGUGUUGGGCUACUGGAAACUCGACAACGCGGCGGAGUUGCUGGAUCUGAGCCGGCGGUUUCACGCGCUCCUCUUGACGAGUGGGACGCUCUCGCCGAUGGAGCACUUCGCGGCGGAGAUGGGGAUCCCAUUCCCGGUGCGGCUGCAAGGGCCGCAUGUGAUUCAACCGGGGCAGCUUUGGAGCGGGGUGCUCUGCCGCGCCCCCGCAGGGGGGGUUCUGAAUGGCAGCUACGCGUUUCGCACGAGUAUCGAUUAUCGGAUCGGGCUGGGGAUGACGUUGGUGAAUCUCAGCCGCAACGCGCCCGGUGGGACCCUCGUGUUCUUCCCGAGCUACACGGCGAUGCGCACGACCGUGGAGUUGUGGCGGACGCACGUGGAGGGGCGGUUUGGGGCCUCGCGGACGAUUUGGAGCCUCCUGGAAGGGCUGAAGCCGGUUUUUGUGGAGCCGACGGAGACCUCCGAGCUGGUUGGGGUCGUUAGUGGGUUUCAGAAAGCCGUGGAUGAGGCGCCUCGCAAGGGCGCCAUCUUUCUCGCCGUUUGCCGGGGGAAAAUCAGCGAAGGUGUGGAUUUCGCGGAUCACCACGGCCGCUGCGUGAUGGUGACGGGCAUCCCGUUCGCGAACACCACCGAUCUCUUCGUUCGCUUGAAGCGGGAGUACCUCACGGAGAUCGCGCCGCGGCGGCCGCUGGUGGGAGGAAAACCCUUUACGGGGGAUUCUUGGUAUCGAAAUGAGGCGAUGCGCGCGGUGAAUCAGUGCAUCGGGCGCGUAAUUCGACAUAAAGACGACUACGGUGCCGUCGUCCUUGCCGACGAGCGGUUCGCGCAGCAGCUGGAGAACCUGUCGGAGUGGGUUUCCGCGCGCACGGCGGUCUACCGCGAGUUUAGGGAGUGCUACGUGGAGGUUUCUCAGUUUUUUACCCGCUACCAACGCACCACGAACGGCCUCGCGCGUCAGGCGAAGCCGGAGAUUCCGUUUGCGGUGGUGUCGAACCCAUCGGUGGCGGCCACGGCCGCGUGUGUGCCGAGCUCCGCCGAUCACGCGAAGAGCUUCGCCACCGAGAAGGAAUUGCGAACGCAGGAGGAAACGCAGGCCUUGCAGCGGCGUCGGCUUGAGGAGGCCAACGAGCACCCAAGCCGGGUGCGCCCACCUCCGGAGGAAACGGAUCGCAACGGAUCUCAUCUUCCCUCCACUCGUCCGCCGAUCAGCAGCGGGAUCGGUGGUUCUCCCGGGUGCGGGCCUCCCGCGCUUCCUAAAAUGGAGCGUCAAAAGCUCGUCGUAGUGACCGAUCUCUGCACGGAACCACCCGAACGCAAGGCUCUCACUUUAGGAAGCACCUCCAAAGAAUUCUGUACGUUUCUGAAGGAACGAGUCUCCACAUCAAGCUACGAUGGUUUCAAAGCGGCGUUAAAGGAGAUUGCAGAGCUGCGUCGGGUGGGUGCGGACCAAGGCCUGGUUAAGGAAAACAUGAGGUGUGUCGUCGAUAGGCUCUCCGCGAUAUUUCUUGAGGCCGAUGCAGCAGGGAUAUCGGUUGUUGUGGAAGUAUUCAGUCGGCAUAUUCCUGAAGAGUUGCGUGCACUUUAUUGUGAUCUCAUGCAUUCUAAGACGAAACGGACCUAA